UCUAAAUUAAAAAUUAUUUGACAUUUCUCUUUUGAAAAUUUAAAUUUUAUUUAUUAAAAAUAUUAUUUUUUAAAUUGUUUAAUAAGUUAAAAUUUGCACUGUGAUUUAAAAUAAUGAAAAUUCAGCAUGAAUAUAGAUGGGAUAUUUAAUAAUUUGCGACAGAAAUUAGAUGUACUUGGAUAUACGCAGCCUUUACCACUAUCGGCAUUGUCUUUAGUUUCCAGUAUUUUUGAAGAUUUGGUGAAAACAACAGAGAGUUUGCGUGAUGCUAAAAAAAAAAUUUCUGAACUGUUAGAGGAGAAAAGUUGUUGGGAACUAGGAGUUGAGCCAUAUAAAUGUGAUAAUUCAAGACUUAUUAAUGAAGUUAAUCAACUUAACAUUGAUUUAAUAAAACAAAGAGAGAAAUUCGAAGAAACUUUAUGUGACUACGCAAAGAAAAUUCGUAAUUUAGAAACAGAUAAAAAUUAUUUGGAAGAACAUUGUGCAGAAUUAGAAAAUCAAGUACGAGAAUUAGUAAUUAAAUACUCCGACACGAAAGUGCUCAAAAAUAAAAAAGAUGGGACUAAUAUGAUUAAAAGACCUGCUUUUAUAACCACAGUUAGAUCCGGAGUUUUUUUGCCAAAUCCACCUUUUAAUCCUCAUCAGCAACGUAAAUGUGCAAAAUGCAAUAGAACUUUGUUUAAACGUUUAAUAAUAGAUGGUGGAAGCCCGCGUGAACAAGAAGCAUAUGGACCACCUGAGCCACAAGAGAUAGAAAGGCUUCAGAACUAUUUGAAGGAUCGGUCAGACGAAGUAUCUUUAUUUAAAAAUAAGGUAGAGGCAAGAGAUCGGGAAAUAAAACGUUUGAACGAAUUGUUGCAAGGAGGGCGACCUGCGGCGGCAUUAGCACGAGAUUGUUGUUAUCGCAAUAUUGGCCCUUUGAAAGAAGAUUUGGAUUUACUACAACGAGAAAAAAAUGAAAUUCAAGGAAAAUUGUAUGAAUGUGAAAGUGAUAUGCAUGAAGCAAAACAGAGAGCUUUAGAUUUGAUAGAACAAAAUAAAAUAUUGGAAAAAGAAUUAGAAGAAUUAAAAAAUACAGCACUGUCACUUGAAAAAGAAGCUAAUGAGGAAAUCAAUGAAAAAGAACAAGAAAUCGAAAAACUUUAUUUAGAAAUACAAAAAAUUAAAAAGACUUUACGACCAGGUCACUUAGAAGAUUCAAAUUUGUUAGAGUACGAUGACACAAUGGCAGGAUCCAAAAACUGUAAUUUAGAUGAAAAAAGAAAACUUCAUGAGAGACUAAAUGAACUGACAGCUAGGGAGCGUGAAAUGUCGUAUGAAAUAGAAAGAAUGCAUAAAAAAAAUGAAAAAUUAAAAUACAAGCUAAUGGCGAUGCACAAAGGUAACGAGGAUAAAUCAGAAUGUAAUCAUAAAUUUAUGGAGGAUGAAAGAGCGCGGCUAAAAUCUGAGAGAGAUUUCUUUCACAAGGAAUACUUAAGUUUAAUUCACAAAGCGGGAUCAGAAAAAGAAUUAGAAUUUUUACAAACGCAAAUAAAAUCAAAAGAUGAAGAAUUGCGCAAUUUACGGGCUGAGUUAAUGGAUUUUAAGCAACAUCAGCAAAAUCCUCCAAAUGCACCAUAUCAUCAACAAUCGCAAAUGUACCAUGAUCAUCAUCAUCAUCAUCCAAUGGAACCGCAUUCGUACCGUGACAGGCAAUUCCCACCGAGACCAUGCUCUUCAAGUACAACUGCAUCAAAUCAUUAUCCGCAUACCGUUCAAGCUGCUAUAAUACGUGCUGAACGCGAAAGGGACGUUGUUAAAGCAGAACUGGAACGAAUAAAAUUAGAGCGUGAUUCAUUACGUGAACGUUUGCAGUGCUUAACUGAAACACAAUAUAAAGAAUCACAAAGACUUAAAGACGAAAUUGAUGAAUUGAACAAUAAAAUUUUGUGUUUAGAAAGAGAAAAACGUGAAAUUGAAACUGCCCAAAUCCCUGGACAAACUCAUAUAGUGCUAAUGAAAGAAGAAAUAGAGACAUUGAAAAAACGUGUUUACGAAUUACAAAACGAGAAUUCUAAGCUAAAAACUUCUUACAAUCAAAUAAAGAUUCUUCAAGAUCAAACUGAAAAAGCAUUGGUGGAUGUACAAAAUAAAUAUGCUGUAGCUGAAACACAACUCGAAAAUGCGGAAGCUCGUUUAACAUCAUUUGACACAAAUCGUACCACCACAAGAAAUGAACUGGAUGCAUUGAAAAAUGAAAUUUUUGCUUUGAAAUCAAUUAAUAGCACAAUAGAAAAUGAGAAGGAUAAAAUUAUUACUGAACUAGAUGCUAAAACUGAAAAGAUUUAUAAAUUGGAAAGUGAAUUGAAAUCAUUAACAAGAAGAAAUAAAGACUUAGAUUCGACUGGACAGGAAUUCCAACAAAAAUACGAGAAACUACUAACUGAAAGGAAAAGUCGAGAAAAUGAACUUGAUGAGGCUGGAUAUGAGAGUAAAUCGUUACGCACCCAAGUAACAACAUUGAAAGCAUCAUUGGAACAAACCAUUGCCGAAAAUAGUCGAUUAUCAAGUGAAUUAGCUGAUAGUAAAGCUGAAACACUAUCAACAAAGUCAAAACUAAAAGAAUCUGAAAAAGAAGUUGAAAGUUUACGGAAGCAAUUGCAGCAAUAUGUUAGCGAAGUUAAAAAAGCUGAAGAAUUAUUGAUGGCUAAGGAAAGAGAACGUGAAGAAAUGCUUGAACAUUAUAGAUGUCUUUCACAUGAUGCCGUUGUUUUGGAAGGCAAUAAUCAAAGUUUAGAAAUUGAAACUGCCGAUCAAAAACGUCAAUUAAGUGAAGCAGAAGCUGAAAUUGAAAUAUUGAAGAAAGAAAUAUCUAGAAAGAAUGCUGUUAUAGAAAAGCUGGAGAGACAGGUAUCAUCACUAUCAGCGCAAGUUGCAAGUUUAGAAAGAGAAUUAGAGCAAGCAUAUGAUGAUCAACAUUUAUUAAAAGUAGAUUUAGAUGCUAUGAAGGAAUUAUGUGAAAAAUUAGAUCUUCAAAGAGAUAAAUUAAAUGCUGAAUUAGAAGAGUUGGGUGCAAUGCGAACUAAACUCGAACAAGAAAAUGAAAAACUACGCCGAUUGAAUGGUGGUGCGGGUGUAUCACAACAAGCGGCAAGUGAUACACUUGAAAAGCUUUUGGAUAAAACAAGAGAUGAACUUGAUGAUACACGUCGUUCUCAAAUAAAAUUAACUCAAGAAAUUAAGAAGCUAAAAGACAAAAAUGAUGAUCUUGAAUUAAAACUAAAGGAGGAAAAGGAAAAAUUACUACAAAAGGAAGCUCAAGCUAAAGAAUAUUCAGUACAAGUACAAGAAUUACGUAACAAUAUAACGGAUGAUCGUUUUAAAAGAGCACAAAGUAGAGAAGAAAGUCCAAGAGACUUAACGUCGUCAUAAACAAAUAAUGAUAAUUAUAUAUAAUUUUAUAUUUUCUCAGUUUUUAUCGUUAUUUAUUAAAAA
Molecule: messenger RNA, 3474 nt
Organism: Condylostylus longicornis
Lineage: Eukaryota; Metazoa; Arthropoda; Insecta; Diptera; Dolichopodidae
Gene: Cep135
Product: centrosomal protein of 135 kDa
Exons: 15
Coding region: 127-3411 (1094 amino acids)
Source: RefSeq, a predicted model, not a curated record